AUGGAGUUAGCAGAUAGAGCAGUUGGGCUUCUGUUGUCUCUCAUCAGCUUAUCUAUCUUUACAUACUUUACCUUCUGGGUUAUCAUCCUGCCAUUUGUAGACAAUGGUCACUUCGUUCACCAAUAUUUCUUGCCUCUGGAGUAUGCCAUUAUCAUACCGGUAUUUGCUGGCGUAGCCCUUCUCUCAUUACUGUCUCUGUUCGUUGGCUCUGUGAUGCUGAAAUCCAGGAAGAAGAACAAGAAGGCUUGA
Linum trigynum is the source of this 249-nucleotide messenger RNA. The record is from the annotation of a GenBank genome assembly. NCBI's taxonomy places the organism in Eukaryota, Viridiplantae, Streptophyta, Magnoliopsida, Malpighiales, Linaceae.